This is a messenger RNA of Caenorhabditis briggsae, 1308 nucleotides long. It is a transcript of the gene Cbr-jkk-1, whose product is annotated as Protein CBR-JKK-1. The record is from RefSeq and is a predicted model, not a curated record. Gene Ontology annotation, molecular function: ATP binding; MAP kinase kinase activity. NCBI's taxonomy places the organism in Eukaryota, Metazoa, Nematoda, Chromadorea, Rhabditida, Rhabditidae. Gene Ontology annotation, biological process: stress-activated MAPK cascade; protein phosphorylation. Bases 1 to 1308 code for a protein of 435 amino acids. The transcript is spliced from 11 exons.
AUGGAUAAUGUCUGCUUCCAGCAACGGUUACGAGAUUUGGAAACAAGAGUGCGGAAAUGGAAGUUCCUGAAAUUAGGACUAACAGAGGUCCGCCUCCGACCUCGGGACAGAAGAUCUACUUCUGUCGACCAAAAGCAUAAAGAAUGCUCCUCAACCUCAUCCAGUCCACAACACCAGAGACCGAAUAAUAUCGGGUACUUAACCAGCCCGAUGGAACGAAAAUUUACCCCGCUCUCCAUGAAACCGUCACCGUCUAGGAGGGACACGGAGAAAGAUGCGCUGGAGUUUGAGUUUCUGGAAGGAUGUAAAAAAUCUGGAGUGCUGGAUAUAGAUGGAUUGAAGCAAGCCGUGGAUCCCAACGAAAUUCACAUAAUUGGUUUGCUAGGAAGUGGCUCAUGUGGAGUAGUCGAAUCGGCGAUGGUGAAGUCUAAAUUGAUGGCUGUGAAGACAAUGUACAAAAACGACAAUAAGGAAAAUUUGAAACGAAUACUUCGGGAUGUCAGGAUAAUGUCGCUCUGCAAUUCUCCAUUUAUUGUAACGAGUUAUGGUUAUUUCAUGUUCGAUUCAUCCGUCAAAAUUUGUAUGCAAAUCAUGUCAGCUUGUUGUGAGAAGCUAUUACGGCGUAUUUACCAUUCCAAAUUAGAGUUCUUCCCGGAAUACGUCGCCGGUCAUAUUGUCUACUCGGCGAUUAGUGCAUUAGAUUAUCUGAAAGAGAGACACUCGAUUAUACAUCGCGAUAUCAAACCAUCAAACAUCCUCUUUGACGACAGUGGGAAUAUAAAAUUGUGCGAUUUCGGGAUAAGUGGUUUUAUGACUAAUUCGAUGGCACAUUCCAAAAGUGAAGGAUGUCCUCCGUAUAUGGCUCCCGAACGAUUAACCAUUGAGACUAAUUCGAAAUAUGACGUGAGAAGCGAUGUAUGGUCCCUUGGAAUUACGAUAUACCAAUUGGUAACUGGCAUUUAUCCUUUUCCACUGAAUGAUAUGGAAUUCACCACUCUCACUAUCAUAGCAAAUUUGAAUUUACCAUCUCCAAGUUUGAAAGGAGAGACAACUCGGAGUUUCUCGCCUUUGUUUAUCGAAUUUUUGGACUUUUGCCUCCGCAAAGAUGUUCGGGAGAGACCUGAAUACAAGCAAUUGAUGAAACACGAUUUCUUUUUGGAUUAUGACCCUUCCAGGGGAGAUUUUUAUAAAUUGAAAACGAUCAAUGGAAAUCCUAGCCAUGUGGCAGAAUGGUUCAACAGUGUAAUAGCUAGAUCGAGCUGCGAAGACGAGCUGAAACCGAUUCCCAACACUCCAUGCGUUAAUUAG